Molecule: messenger RNA, 249 nt
Organism: Mesorhabditis spiculigera
Lineage: Eukaryota; Metazoa; Nematoda; Chromadorea; Rhabditida; Rhabditidae
Source: the annotation of a GenBank genome assembly
AUGGAAGCCGGCACGGGAACUGUGGUGGUCCAUUGCUCGGCGGGCGUCGGUCGCACCGGAACGUACAUCGCCAUCGAGAUGGCCAUCCAGAAGUUGUUGAAGGGCAAGGAGGUGUCGAUUGUCGAAAUCUUCAAGGAUUUGCGCAACUGCCGGCCGUCUUGCGUCCAAAACACUGCCCAAUACCUCUACAUCUACAGCUCCGUCCUCGAAUUUAUUCUCGUGCGUUUUGCUAUUCCAGCGUUUCUAACC